Messenger RNA from Eimeria necatrix, 420 nucleotides. RefSeq lists its product as hypothetical. Gene Ontology annotation, molecular function: protein binding. Bases 1 to 420 code for a protein of 139 amino acids. The transcript is spliced from 4 exons. The record is from RefSeq and is a predicted model, not a curated record. Lineage: Eukaryota; Apicomplexa; Conoidasida; Eucoccidiorida; Eimeriidae.
AUGAGUCUGGUGUAUCGACAGCUCAACCGAGCGGCCCUCCAGGGCAAUGUGCAGGCCUUGCGAGAAAUAGGUUUAAUGCAUGCAACAAAUGAGGGAGGCGCAGAGAAGGACGAGUUGCUUUCCAUUCAAGUGCUGCUGCGCUCUCUCAGCCUCGGAGACAUUCAGUCUUUGGUGCCUCUGGCGCUGACGGUGGAGCGCCGCGCGGGGGGGAACUUGAGGCUGCUGCAGCGCGCGGAAGAAAUGCUGCAGUACUUUUUGGAGUCGGGGGGCCCCCGGGAGGCCGAGGGGCCCCCCGAGGGUACGGGAACUGUACCCAGGGGGGCCCCCUGGUUCAGGGGCCUCUGGCGCUCUGCGGGCUGCCGCGCUGCCCUCUGGAGAAUCCGCAUUAAGAAGAGACUGCAUGCAACCAAACUCUUCUAA